Molecule: messenger RNA, 1053 nt
Organism: Patiria miniata (bat star)
Lineage: Eukaryota; Metazoa; Echinodermata; Asteroidea; Valvatida; Asterinidae
Product: apelin receptor-like
Exons: 1
Coding region: 1-1053 (350 amino acids)
Biological process (GO): G protein-coupled receptor signaling pathway
Cellular component (GO): membrane
Molecular function (GO): G protein-coupled receptor activity
Source: RefSeq, a predicted model, not a curated record
AUGGAUUAUACGACCAUAGUGAGUGAUAUUGAAAAUACUUUGAACACAACUCUCGACUCUUCCACUCGUGUAUUUGAUGUUGACGACGAGUUUACACCGAUUCAGAAGUUUAAGACUGCCGCUUACUGCGCGAUCGGCCUGUGUGGUUUGCUGGGGAACCUGUUGGCCUGUGCUGCCUUCUGGUCCUUCCAAUCUCAACUGAACCGAGUCAGUUUGCUCAUCUUCACCCAAGCCUUGGCUGAUCUGAUCACCAGUGUGUUGCUGAUCCUCUUCGGCAUCACGCAGAUCUGGCGACACCGGUCUCCGACCAGCCCCUGGCUCUGCCGGUUCUGGUGGACCCAGUUUGUCCUGUUCUUCUUCACCGCCAUCUCUUCCUUCAACCUGAUGCUGAUGUCUCUGGAGCGCUACUCCGCCGUGGUACACCCUCUCAAGUACGCCCGCUGCUUCACGCGACGCAACACCAAGAUCUUCGUGGCGAUUCUCUGGCUGGUUGCGCCCGUUAUGCAAUACGCUCAUCCUACCUUCUGGACGACCGUAGCUAGCGGGUCCUGCAAGGCGGUCGCCCCGUUGGGGCGAAUCGUCCAAGCCCUGACCGGCUCUAUGCUCUACCUCUGGGAGUUCCUGCUACCAGUCUGCAUCAUGGGAUUCUGUUACAUCUCCAUCGUGAGAGCUCUUCGUCGCCAGGAGCGAGUGUGUCAUACACCGGCUCAGCCCGGGAGCACCGGUGCUGGCAAGAUGUCGGCUCGUAACAGAAACAUCACCAUGACUCUCAUCACCCUCUUCGUCCUAUUCGUCAUCUGCUGGGCGCCUAAUCAGACCACCUUCUUCCAGUUUAACCUGGGAGGUCCGCUGGACUACCAGGGUGGUUGGUACCACUUCACCGUCAUCCUUGCCUUCUUGAACUCCUGCGUCAAUCCGUUCGUCUACGCGUUCCGGAUGAAGCAGUUCCGGCAGAGGGUCGUAAUGAUGCUGUGUUGCGGUUGUGGUUCAAGGGGAAACCGACGGCAAGGUUCUCAAAGCAACAGGACCACAGUGGUCCAGUCAGUGGCGUAA